AGGUCAAGGGUCGUCAGAUACGGUAAUGGUGAGGACAAAGGCAACGUUGAAGCGGGCCGAACAAGCGAAAAAACGAGGCAAAACCGAGAAACCCACAUCUGCUCCAACUCGGCAUUCAACGCGUAUCCGAAAGCAGACCGUUCUUCAUGUUGCUCCAGACUUUCAUCCGAAAUCAAGCCCUAAAAAAGGGAAAGGCCGACGUAAGAUUAAAUCGGAAGUGGUCGUUAUUGAGAAGAAAGGAAGAGGAGGAAAAAUCACUAAAACAAAAGUACUGAAAGGACGAAUGGAUGCAAAGCCGCAAAAGAAAGCAUCAGCAGCUUCUAGAAAAGGUAACGAUCGCCUCAUACCUCGCCCAGAAGUGAAAUUAUGCAAGGAAAAUCCUUUCUUCUCAUCGGUAAAGGCACCUGAGUAUGUGAGCUUUGUGAGCAAUGUACGGCUUCUUAUCAGAGCCAUUACCAAAGGAGAUCUCAAGGAGAUGCGAAGGUUGAUGAAACCAGAUUGCAGAUAUAUCGACGCACCCUCAUGUUCUUUAAAAUUUUCGUACGCGCAAGACAAAACACCGGAUGGUUGUGCCCUUUUAUGCGAUAACGAUGCUGUUCGACAAGAAUAUUUCAAGCUUAGAUCUCAGCUAAAACCCGGGAAAACCUCACGAAGAGAGCCAAAUCUCCUUCGAAGGAAAACCACUGGACAGUCCAACUUCUAUAUGUUGGGUCGUGCCACCAGAGCAGUAGAAAUGACUCGAGGUGGCCGUGAGGGAAACAAUGCAUUUUUGAACUUUGAGUCUCAGACUGAAUCGGAGUCUGGAAAAGAUCUCGUAAUGAACGGAAUGAGUUACAAAGACCUAGUCAAGGUGUCUAAGGAACCAAAUGUCUCAUCUGCCGUCAAUCUUAAUGUGAACUUCAUGGACGGCAUGGUGGUCGUAGCCGCAAGGAUGGGUUCGCUGGAUGUGGCCAGUGCUUUUGCUGAAGGACCCGCAAGUGCAAAUCUAAACGACUUGCAUAGAGAGACCCUCAAGAGAAACCCAAAACUACCCGAACGAAUUCUUCCUGUGUCAGUGCUCAAGAAAGGCUAUAAUAAUGCCAAUAUCACCCCUCUACACACAGCUUCUAUCAAUCCAAACGUGAAGGUCCUCGAACGUUUACGCACGAUCGAACCGAAUAUCAACAUACCGGACAGCAAUAACUGGUACACCAUACAUUACGCAGCCGUAUGCGAAGGACCUGAACCCUUGAAGUAUCUUCUGAAGAAUGGCGCACCCCCUACGGCGCUUACCAAGCAACACGAGACUCCCUUGCAUGCUGCUGCACAUGCUGGUCGGAAAGAAAAUAUAAAGAUCCUUCUCGAAGCUAUGGCCAAAUUAGAAACUACCGAUGGUGAUGUACCAGCGAUCAAACCUGAAAAAUCUCUGAUGAAUGCCCGUACAAGACAAGGCGACACGGCGCUUUGUCUUGCAGUUAGGGGACAGAAGCCAGAAGCUGUUACUGCUCUUCUUGCGCACAAGACUGUGCUCGUUGAUCAUCCUACCUCAACGUCAAAGCUUAAGAUGUCACCGUUAAUGAUAGCUUGUUCUCUUGGGAAUCUCGAAAUCGCUGAAAUCCUAAUCGCCCAUGGCGCUCUCAUCAUGGCAAAAGAUCACAAGAAGCGUACAGCUUUAUCGCAUGCUAUCAUUAACGGACAAGAACAUUGCGCGGCUAUGUUACUGGCAAAAGGAGCUGACUUUCUCAAGGGUGAUUCUUCCAACAACACACCUGCACACUAUGCUGCUGCUUACGGUUGGCUAGAAUGUCUAAAGCUUUUGGCUAGUGUUGAUCCGAGCUGCCUCAAGCAAGAAAAUGAUUGGAAGUUGACACCACUCUCCAUCGCUUAUCUCAAAGGACAUUAUGGAAUUGUGCAAUGGCUUCUGGACGAGAUGUCCGAAUAUGUGGAUAUUAAUGGGAAGGAUAUGGAAGGUGUGACGCUGUUGUCAUCAUUACUGCGUUAUACUGACGAAGAUGCGCAAAGCGAACUUCUUGAGCAGAUGCAGUACUUACUAUCCAGAGGUGCUGACUGUUCGAUCGCUGAUAGCUUGGGCAACGAUGUAAUGCAUGUUUUCGCUGGAAUUAAUGUUCGGCUACGAGAUCCCAGUGAAGAUUCGGAAAAGGGGAUGUUAGAAAGUGAAUAUCAAGCAUGUUUCGAGGAGAUCAUGAAGCAUGGCGGAAAUGUGGAACGAAGGAAUGAGUCAGCACAAACUCCGCUCCACAUCGCUCUUGGAGCUACGAAUUUGAUCCUUUUCAAAUGGAUGCUGGAGCAUCUUCGUGAUGUUCGUGCGACUCUGGCAGUUCCAUGGUCUGCUGAAGCUAACAUUCUGCACAUUCUUCUGGCUGUUCCGGUGAAUGUGUGGGCGAACCGUCGUUUAUGGCGCGGAGAUCAACCACCGUCACAGCAUCUCUAUGAUGUACUGCCGAUCAUCAACGAUGUCUUGCUGAGGUACUGCAGUGAGGAAGUGAACCUAUGGCUCCAUCAGCCGAAUGCAGAAGGUCUGCAGCCAGUGCUUUACGCCGCCAGAGCAUACCAAAAAGCUCCAGCGCAAUCCAACUGCAAGCAAUUCGUUGACUACAUGACCAAGCUGAUCGUGUGGAUUUGCCAGUUGUGCCCAGACUGCUUAACAAUGGUGUCCGCACCUAAAAAAGGUCCCUCUACUUCUUCGCAACCAACUACUAGUUUAAUCUACUUUACGCUCAUGAUUCAAAUAGAAGCUGGCAGUCUGCAGCUACUGAGACAACUACUCCAGCUGGCUGUUGAGAAGAAAAAAUUAAGGGAGUUGAUGGAACUGAUUGGUCCGGACGGCUACGGUCUUAUGAUCUCAGCGUUGAAAACUAACCCAAUAGCGGCAGGUCUCUUACUACGAACUACCAAAGAACAUGGCUGCACUGAAGGUGUCCACAAUGUGAUACUUAUACGCGAAGCUGGUCGAAAAGAUGAGGAAAGAAAAUUGCUAAACAAAUCUCUGGCAAUGCUCAUAGUGGAAAUGAAGAGGUUUGAACUGAUGAGUGAGCUGCAGCUUUCUCAAAGGGAUUGGUUGCAUUGCGAUGCUAACGGUGACAAUUUAUGGCACUAUGCUGCCAGGACACAAGAUCUUCGUGCGCUUGAGCUGUUCCGACUACUUGAGUCGAAAGGCAUUCCCAUAAAGGCAGAUAAUCAACAAUCGACACCUUUACAUGAGGCAGUGCAAACAUGCGAUUGCUCUGCAAAUUCGGUUUUGGAACCGAUCGAAUGGCUAGCUGCCAACUGUCCACAGGCAGCCCGUGAUACGUUUGGUAGAACUCCACUUCAUUACGCCUUUGCUUCUCGGGCUCAGCUGAGUAAAGGUGGACUCACCAUUGAUAAUCGAGACCCCAUAGCUGUGGUCACAAUUCUCACCCGUAACAUGACCAAGCAGCAGCUCGACUGGGCUGACUGUGAGGGAAAUACAGCACUUCACCUUGCUGCAUUCAAAAAUGCAAACAUCUGUGCUGUAACUCUGCUGAGGAAGGGAGUCAGCGUAACAGUCAAAAACAAGGAUGGAAAUUCGCCGUUAGCGGUAGCUGUCCUACAUGGAAGGCAGGCUGUAGCAUUGACUCUGAUUCAAGCGGAGAGCAAUGUGACAGAUAAGGUGUAUCCGCCAAAACCCGCCCAGCUACACAUAGAUCUCUGGAAAUGGAAGGGUGCAAUUAAGGAGAAGGAUGAGAAUAGAAUCUCAACGAUACCAGCACAAAUUGUUGCAAGAGGAGGCGGAUGGGAAGCGAUGGUCUACGUUUUGAUGGAUGCUCUCGGGACGGACUUGACUUCGUUGCUACAAAUGAUCGAUGCAUCACUAAAAGAAAGACAGUAUAACUUGGCAAAUCAGUUAACAAAGUCACUGCAAGCACGAAUGUUAGGCAAAAAAUUGCCAAAGAGCGAUUACCACCUGCUAUUGACAUUUGCUGAGCAUUUUAAAGGUGAAAUUGCUGACGACAGUGUAGAGCAUGCGGUCCUUCAACGUCUCUACGCUUUGGGUGAGGAAGUGAUUACUGAUGGUGUCAGCUUACCCUUGGAAGCAGCUAUCCUCAAUGGACAGUGGGCGCUUUACAACCACUUCAGGGCACGUGCUGGUAAAGCUUGGGCCACUCUUCGUCCUUCUCAGCCUGCGUUGGGACCGCUCAGAAAUGUUGUGGUUCGCAUGUCCAGGAAUAAAGAGGACUUUGCAAUCACUGCAAUGCAGGAACUUCUUUCUCUACCUCACUUCAGCAUCAACGAGCCCAUGUCUCUCCCAUUGUCGUACGAUCUCACUGAAGCAUCUCUGUCCACGCUUCCUCCAAUCGCUUGGGCUGCAACGCUAGACGAGCCGAACCUAGUGCUCCUGUUACGAACAGCUGGAGCAGAUGUUAACGCCACUGACUUAGAGGGUCGCACCCCGCUCAUGAUUGCUCUUUUGGCAAAUAAGGUCGAUACUGUACAGGCACUAUGUGGUGACGGGGUCUUGCGUGAUAAUGAAGUUGCAAAGAAGGUUCCGAAGAUGCCAAAAAACCCUGGCACCCGUAUGCUGCUCGGUGCAUUCCUGGCGAAAGGUAGAAAGAGGAAAGCACCCGAAAGUGAGAAUGACGAACGAGCUGAGAGCGAGGAUGGAUCCCAGGAAGGAACGCCUAGAGCAGAUUCAAUCAGUGGAGCCGAUGAAGAAGAGGAUAACGACGAUAAUCAGGGGGACACCCCACCUCCAAAGAAAACAAAGUUAGCUAACAAGAAGCUGGAUCUGAUGGCUUCUGACCGCAGAGGGAGGAAUAUAAUGCACUAUAUGGUUGCUCCAAUCCAGUGGGAAAAUGUGGACCUUUUCUUUCAGCUUCACAGCGAAGCUCCGGCUAAGAUCAAGCAACUGUUGCAGCAGAAAGACAAGGAAGGCAACACGCCAUUAGAAAUCGCUAUUAGAACGAAGCAGCGCAGGAUGGCUAAUGCAAUGAAGUCCGUGUUGGGCGCACCAACCAAGAAGCAGAAGAUCACCAAUGGAUUUUCUGUGUCGGAUCUACCCGACGUGACAAACUUGGCGUGUGAGUUCGAUAUCGAUGCGGACUCGAAGGCAUACAUUGAACGUUGGAUAGUUGAGCACGAUACCGACAGCGAACCAGAAAUUCCGAAACCCUCAAAAAUGAGCGGCUACAGCGAAACGGCCGAUCUUGUCCGAGAUCCUAUCACUCAACAAAUUAUGGCUGCUGUACUUAACAAAACUGAUCUCACCUAUGGACGAUAUGGCUUCCACAAUUUUUAUCGUAUUGAGCUGAUGAAGCGACGUGACACAGAUUUAUGGAUUCUGUUUACCAACUGGGGUCGAAUAGGUUCAGGCGAUGGCGAAUUCCAAACAACACCUUUCAAUAACAUAGAUGCUGCUUUCAAAGAAUUCAAGUCGGUGUGGCGGUCCAAAACGGGUCAGGAUUGGGGACCAUUCGAUAACUUCCAGACUCUUCCGAAAAAGUAUAAGCUUGUUGAGACAACGAAGCGAGUCAGCAACUUAUCUGAAAUCGACAUUCCUUACGAGGAGAAGAAGGAAGAGGAUGUGGUUCGUAGGGCCAUUCAAGACCUCAGCAAUGUCAAAAAGUUAAAGGACUAUGCCAGACAGAUCAAUUGGGACGUUGCCUGUCCAUUUGGUCACAUAACCGAGGAGGCCAUUGAGCGAGCUCGUGCAGUGCUUGAGCAGUGCAAGCAGAACGUCAAGGACCUCAACGCAACUCUUUCGCGCGAAGGCCAUACUGACGUUGAUGUACUGCAGGUUUUCGAUAAGAGCCGGACUCUUACUGCACAGUUUUACGAGAACUUCCCCGCUGGCAAUUUCGCAUAUGGUGCUAUCGAGAUUCUGGACAACGAUGACCAUAUUCGGAAGGCCCAAUCUGCACUGAACCGAUUGACUGAAGUAGAGGUUUCCACAAGAAUCCUUACUGCAGCAGCUCAACAUCCAGAGCUUGACCGUUUGAGCUUCAUCACUUCUGCGCUAGAAUGUGGUUUUACGGAAAUGAAACCAACAGAUGAGAUGAGCCAAAUGAUCUUGAGGUACAUCCACGUCACGGGUGAACAUUCUGCCAAAGUCAAGACUAUAAUCUCCUUAUCGCCAAGGACCGCCACUUUGAAUUUUGAAAAGUUUGUGGAUGAAGAAAAUCAGAAAUUUCUUUGGCACGGGACAAAAGCUGUUAAUUUGCUAAGUAUCCUCAAAGAUGGUUUCCUCGUUGAUCCACAUAACACAUCUAUUACCGGAAGACUUUUUGGUGAUGGUAUCUACCUCUCGGACGCUUUUCAAAAAAGUGUGAAUUACUGCGAAGCAUCGGCCAAACACUGCAGAUAUAUGCUUCUCUGUCGAGUUGCACUGGGCAAAACUUUCACGUUGAAAUCCUGGGAUUAUUCAGCGAAUGAAGUGCCGCCUCAGUACGAUUCCUUACAUGUGAUUGGUCGGAGAUAUCCGAAAACGUCUAUCACAGUAAAUGGAGUUGCUAUGCCAAUGUGCGAUUUUGGUGACCAUUCCCGUGAUCGCUAUGUGUCACUCGAACAUUCCGAAUAUAUCGUUAGAGACAGCACAAGGAUUCUGCCGCAAUAUCUCGUAAUUUUCAAUGCGAGCGGUGAGGAACAACGGCGGUCAUUGUGGCAGAUCGCCCCGUGAUCUCUAAAAUUGACUGCUUUGAAGAUCUUUGAUCUCUGUUUAAUAACUUUGCAGGAUUGACUUACGCAAUUUUUAUUCUAUUGUAGCAUGUAACCACCAGAUCUAUCCCGUUUAGAAUCAGUUUGAGUUAGUUUUAUUUAUAAGAAAGCUGUGUACAUUCUACAGGAUUGGCUGUUCCAAAAGCUUUUCCGUUCUUUCAGAACAGUUCAAUUUUGAGCAAAAUACUUCCAAGGAAUCAGAGAUUCCAGUGUUUUUCGCUGCAGUGGUGUCACUUAAAAAAGUC
This is a messenger RNA of Cylicocyclus nassatus, 6917 nucleotides long. NCBI's taxonomy places the organism in Eukaryota, Metazoa, Nematoda, Chromadorea, Rhabditida, Strongylidae. The record is from the annotation of a GenBank genome assembly.